Molecule: messenger RNA, 1692 nt
Organism: Abrus precatorius (Indian licorice)
Lineage: Eukaryota; Viridiplantae; Streptophyta; Magnoliopsida; Fabales; Fabaceae
Exons: 6
Coding region: 27-1031 (334 amino acids)
Source: RefSeq, a predicted model, not a curated record
CUCUUACUUCAUCCUCUCACAACACAAUGGAAACUUUUUGUCUCCAGUGUGGCCAUCGAGGUUUUCCAGAGGCAUUGGUUUUUUGCACCAAGUGUCAGGCUUAUGCUCUGCAUAGGUACUGUUUAGACGGGCCUGUGAUUUUUACUGAUGAUGUUACAUGGUUUUGUGAAGAUUGUGAAGCAAAGCUAGUAGUGCCACCUUCUCUUGACCAAUCUAAACCUCUCUUAUCUGAAACAAAUAACUCCAAAAAUUUGGAAAAGAAUGCAAUCCAAGCCAGAAGUAAACUAAAAAAGUACAUAAAGAAAUUGAAAAAAAGCAAUAAACAGCAAAAAAGGAAGAUUGAAGAGAAGCAGAAGAAAGGAGAAGUUAACUCUGGCUUAGUUGCUAAAACAAAGAACCUGUCAGCUGAUAGUCGCAAUUUAUCUGAGCUUGAGCAUCCUCAACGUAGUAUAACCUGUGAAGAAGUAAGCAAGUUAAAAAAUGAGUGUGGACCAGCUCCAAGGGAAGUAACUAAUUCUGAUCUAGGUUCCAAAUGUGUUCCAGCUUCUCAAGGAGCUACAACCAAUGAUUUAACUUGUAUAGAAUUAGAUGGUCAUGUUGAUGCACAGCCUAUCAUUGAUCCAAUCUGGAGGGGAAGUUUGUACUUGUGUGAUGAAACUAUUGGUACUGUCAGUGGACUUCUGGCCCAUUUGUCCAAUUUAGCAUGCUCCAAAGUUGUGGAGGAGACAGUACUCAUCCCAGAUGUGCUUCAUGCUGAAUUGCUUCCCAGAUCUAUGGUGUGGCCUAGAGGUUUCAUGAAUGGGGGGCCAACCGAUAAGAGCAUUGCCCUUUUUUUCUUUCCUGACAGUGAAAGAGCCGAAAAGGUAUUUGAUGUGUUGGUUGAUCAUAUCAUUCAGCUUGAACUUGCCUUAAGAUUUAUGGCUGAAAAUGCAGAGCUUUUAAUUUUCCCUUCUACGGUGCUUCCAAUACAAUAUUGGAGAUUUCAAGCCAAGUAUUAUUUGUGGGGUGUCUUCAGAAAAAAGCAAACUUGAUAUUAGAUGAAUGGUGCUUUGUGCAUAGAGAAUGCUGUUGUUGAUAAAGCUCUAAACUUAGCAUAACCAUAGUCCAUUGAAUCCUUUGAGGUAUCGUGGUGACUAUGAUGCUAAUGCAUAAUCCAUUGAAUACUUAGAGCAAUAGUGGUAACUAUGAUUCUAAGGCUUAGACCAUCGAUACUUUGAGGGUGAUGGGACUUUGGAAUGACCAGGAUGCAUGAAAGCAAGAGCUGGGAUGGCUCAUGGAUGGUAGUGGUACCCUUUUUGUGACUUCAUUCAAUGUUCAAGAGAGAUGCUAACAUGUUGACCCAAAAAAAAGGAAAGAUGCUAACAUAGUAGGUAUAAAUGUUCCAAAAACCCUUUGAAACUGCAUUCACAGCGUUACCCUUUUUGUCCCACAUUGGGGCGUUUGUUCAACAGCCCAAGUGUUAUUUUGCUAAACUCUUGGUGUACUUGUAAUGUUUCUCAUCACAAUGUUACUUAUUUAAGGAAGCAAUUUUGCAUUUAGCUUUUGGUCUAUGUUCAGAAGUUCUAUAGAUGAUGAGGUAUCUAAACUCUACUUUGGUUCUAUGCAUACAAGCAUGUGCCUAAAUAGGUGGAAACUCUGCAAUAUGCUGAUUAAUAGCUUUACUAAUAACCCAUCUAAAUCUAUGUUGGGCAA